GUUGUUGCAUCCGUCGCAACACUCUCGGCGGGUCGCAGACGUGGAAAACUCCGACGGAGGUGGGCCUUGGACGGACGAGCUUGUGGGGAGACCUCGAUUGUUUCGACGCCGACGCGCAGCACGAGUGCGCAAGUGUCUUGGCAAACAAGGGCAGGACCAUGAGCUCGUGCAUGUGACGUUGCGCAUCGACCCGUGGAAAAUCACGGGGGGCGGAGGGUUAUCCACGUUGCGCUGCCCGCAGCUGCUGCGAGAACACGGCCCGCGCAUCUAUACAAAGAUGCGCCCUGCUGCUUGGACAGGGGCUUUGCCAUGCUGGGUACAUGACCACGGCGAAUUCGAGCGCCACGACCCCUAGCCACGUGAGGCUGGCAUGAAGAUUGGUGCCCAGGGCCGAUUCGCUGUGUGCCCCGCAUGGACGGCACCACGAAAGCGUUUGCGUUGUCGGGAGUCGCGCCGUGCGCUCGACCGUCCAGCUCCAUCCAGUUCAAGAGUCCCUGCCUAAAUUGAUCCAGCUUAUACAUCGUGUGGAAUUGUGGCCCUCCCGUUCAGCGUCGACGAUGGUGGCUGUGCGAUUCACCAAGUUCAACGGGGCUGGAAAUGACUUCAUCUUGAUCGACAACCGCUGCCUCGACAUCAAGCUUACACCGGCACACGCCAUUCGGCUUUGCAAUCGCCAACAGGGCAUCGGUGCCGACGGCAUCCUCGUUCUGGUCCCGUGCACGUCGGGCAAGGCAGACGUGGCGUGGCAAUUCUGGCAAUGCGACGGUGACACGGCCAACUUUUGUGGCAACGGCGCUCGAUGCUUUGCUCGAUUCGUGCACUCGCUGCUGGGGCAUACAAAUCCCAUCACGUUCGAAACCGGCGCCGGCGUGGUCUCGGCAGCUCUUGCUGCCAACGGCGACAUGGCGAUUCGGCUGCCGCCACCCACAAACCUGACUCUGCACGAGAAGUUGCAGCUGGCCGGUGGCCCCCACGUCGUGCACUCUAUCACGAUCGGUGUGCCCCAUGCUGUGCUGUUUGUUGCGAAUCUGGCUGCCAUCGACGUGCCCCGUCAAGGGAGCGACGUCCGUCAUCAUCCGCGCUUUGGGCCUCACGGCACCAACGUCAACUUUGUCCACGUCGUGGGGUUGAAUCACCUUUGGGCCCGAAGUUUCGAGCGCGGAGUUGAAGGUGAAACCCUUGCAUGUGGCACGGGAGUGGUGGCGGCUGCGCUGGUUGCGGCCGCCGUGCAUGGAUUCACAUCGCCUGUCACGGUCGAUGUUCAGAGCGGAGCUGCGCUUCAGAUCCACUUUGACCAGCCCUCGUCAAAUGACCUCGAGUUUACAAACGUGGUGCUGAUCGGCCCGGCAGAAGCCACGUUUUCAGGGACUGUGGAGCUGUAGCGAAGAACUGCACGAACAGAUCACGGCAGGCCUAUACAACGCAAAGCGCAUGGCUACAAAGCGUUGGUUACGACUGUGCCAAGCGGACGGAGCUGUAGCAAAACCCAACACGGCCUCGCCGUUCGUGCUGUCAAGGCAAAGGCGAUGCGCCACGGGGUACACCCGUCCCUCGCAAUUCCACCGCCGACGGAGUCUGGAGCUCCAUGAGGUUGGCCAUCGAGAUAUCGGAUGGGCUAGCAUUAAGACAAUCGAUUGCCUUCGUCCCCU
Molecule: messenger RNA, 1649 nt
Organism: Aphanomyces invadans
Lineage: Eukaryota; Oomycota; Saprolegniomycetes; Saprolegniales; Verrucalvaceae
Product: diaminopimelate epimerase
Exons: 2
Coding region: 558-1382 (274 amino acids)
Cellular component (GO): cytosol
Molecular function (GO): diaminopimelate epimerase activity
Source: RefSeq, a predicted model, not a curated record